Messenger RNA from Perkinsus marinus ATCC 50983, 453 nucleotides. RefSeq lists its product as hypothetical. The transcript is spliced from 7 exons. The record is from RefSeq and is a predicted model, not a curated record. The coding region runs from base 1 to 453 and encodes 150 amino acids. NCBI's taxonomy places the organism in Eukaryota, Perkinsozoa, Perkinsida, Perkinsidae.
AUGGUGUCCAACACGGCACCGCCAACCUUCUUGGCGCCCGCCACCGUCCAGUCCCAUGGAUUCCUAGGCUGGACACUAUUCAUCCUCUUGUUAUUCAUCGUCGCUGGCUUGCUCUACUGGCACACACAGAGCGGCCGCAAAGGGCCGAAAAGCGCCCGCCAUGGGGAGGCCGCCACUGCCGCCAGUGAUGGUCUCUGGCGACAGCGUUCUCGCAGUGAGAAGGCCCUCGACUUACAUCGAGGGGAAGAGGAGCACACUUUCUGCAGAACGAGAGGAGUCAUGAUACAGGUGGCUGAAGUUACCGAUGCCCUAUUAGAGAAGAGAAUAGGUUUUGAUUAUUCUUCUACAGCCUCCAACUGGGAUACUCAAAAUGAUGCUUCUUGGAAGGCCGUAACUAACAAGAAGGUCCCCAAGGGAGCCGGCAGUGAAGCGUCCACGGCUGUCGGGAGGUAG